Messenger RNA from Xenopus tropicalis (tropical clawed frog), 2717 nucleotides. RefSeq names its product chromatin licensing and DNA replication factor 1 (gene cdt1). Bases 145 to 1998 code for a protein of 617 amino acids. The record is from RefSeq and is a predicted model, not a curated record. Gene Ontology annotation, biological process: DNA replication preinitiation complex assembly; regulation of DNA-templated DNA replication initiation. NCBI's taxonomy places the organism in Eukaryota, Metazoa, Chordata, Amphibia, Anura, Pipidae. Gene Ontology annotation, molecular function: DNA binding. The transcript has 10 exons. Gene Ontology annotation, cellular component: nucleus.
CGAAAUCUGAGAGAGAAGUUCCUUUAGUGUCCUAACUAAUAGCCAAUCACAGUAGCGUUUGUGUGCGUCACGUGUUGCCUGUGCUAGUGACCCACCGAGUUUCGCGCUUCUACACUGCAUUGCUCUCAGUGGUUCCAGGGAGAAAUGGCAGAUAUGUCGCAAAUGCGAGUGACCGAUUUUUUCGCUCAAAGUAAGCGGGGCUCCGCUGCCCAGAACUCCAAAAGACGUAAGGCAGAACCCGUGCUGGAGACACGCCGCACUGUGACUCGCAGUAAGGCGGCCUCGAUUAAAGCCGAGGAGAUACUCAGGUCGCCCCGCACCCCGGAACGCAAUUCACCUACAGUGACCCAGUCGUUUCUUGGGCCUAGCAGCAAGAAGCGAGCUCGGCACGAUUCUGACUCUGAGCCGCUGCGGACUCAAAGGCAGGGGAAAUCGGCGAGAAAAAAACUAAAGCUUCCAGAGGGGGAAGAUGGAGGCUUGGUCCAGCAGAAGAUUUCUAGUCCAUGCAACAAAGUGGCUUUGGAACAUGCUACACCUAGUUCGUUGGGAAAGAAGAUUAAGGACAUGGUCAAUGUGUCUUUAUCUCCAAAGUUAAAUGAACUGGAAAGAAACCAAACCACACCAGAGACAAAGGCACCUGCAAAGGAGAAUCUGCCGGAACUUAAGUCUCGUUUACAGAGGAUUCAGGAGCUGGCACAAAAAGUUAACCUUCCUGUUGCAUCUUCAGAGGGCAAAGUCACUAUCGCAGAUUUGAAAGCAAGACUCAAGCGUGCUCAAGAAUUAGAUACGAAGAUCAGAGCAAAGACUGAUACGCAGGUUGUUGAAUUUACACAGCCACCUGCCCAAGAGAGUGAAAAAGCCCCAGCCUAUCAACGUUUUCAUAAUCUUGCUCAAGAUACAGCUCCAGGGCUGUCUUUGCCAUAUAAAUAUAAAGUUCUUGCAGAGAUGUUCCGUAGUAUGGACACAAUUGUGGGAAUGCUCUUUAACCGCUCAGAGACUAUCACAUUCUCCAAAGUGAAACAAGGCGUUCAAGACAUGAUGAGAAAGCAAUUUGAACAGCGUAAUGUUGGUCAGAUAAAGACUGUAUAUCCAACUGCCUACAAAUAUAGACAAGAGAAGAACAUACCAACCUUUAAGGAUGGAGUAAAGAAAACGGACUAUCAGCUUACUAUAGAUCCAUUAAUUGAUGAAGGUGAUAAGUUAAAUGGACGUCCGCAUCUUUCAGCAUCGUCUCUGUUGCAGCGUAGACAGCUGUUUCACAGAAGUCUUACCAGUAUAGUCAAACAGCAUCACAAGGUUUUCCUGGCAUCCCUAAAUCCUCCCAUGGUUGUGCCAGAUGAUAAGCUAACCCGAUGGCAUCCACGAUUUAAUGUUGAUGAGGUGCCUGAUGUUAUGCCAUCUGAACUUCCAUUGCCGCCGCAGGUGGAGAAGCUCACAACUGCUCAAGAGGUGUUGUCCAAAGCUAGAGGCAUGAUUACACCAAAGAUGGAAAAGGCCCUUGCAAACCUGGCUCUGAAAACAGCAGAGAAUGCUGGGGAACCAAAAAAUGUAUCUAGUGAGGAGACUAAAUCUGCAGCAACAGCUUCUACAUCAAAUGCACUAAAAGGAGUAUCGCAAUCUCUGCUAGAACGGAUACGUGCUAAAGAAGCUCAGAAGCUGCAGGCAAUGAUGACCCGCAGACCACAGCAAGAAGAGCGUCUUCUCAUGAUGUCAAGGCUACCAGAACUGGCUAGAAUCCUGCGCAAUGUGUUUGUGGCAGAAAAGAAGCCCGCAUUGACACUGGAGGUCACUUGCAACAGAGUUAUUUCUAGCUACCGUUCUUCCAUGUCGCCAGGUGAGAUGGAAAAACACCUUGCUUUGCUAUCAGAGAUCCUGCCCGACUGGCUCAGCAUUCACCCAAUCAGAAAGGAUACUUAUUAUAAACUAAACAAAUCUAUGGACCUUAAUCUUAUUAUUGAACGACUGGCUAAGAAAACAAAGGAAGAAGAGUCCCUCUAGUUUUUUUUUUUUAAUACACUGGAUGUAUUCAUUUUAAAAUGUGCAAUUUACAGUUGGAGACCAGUGGUCUAUUGUGAUAAGUUACUAGCCCAAAAGUGUCAUUGAAAUUGAAUUCAACUUUUAAGUAGUGGCUUUAAUUUACAGGUAUAAUGGUAUAUUUGGGUUGUCUAAAUCUUACAAACUUUAAAUCAUAUGCAUGCAUUAUAAAUGAUGGUGGGCUCAACCUACCAUGUUAUUUACUGUGAUAGAUUACGGUGUUCAUCCGGAAAACACCUCUAUUGCUGAAAGGUUAAUAUUCAUAAAAAAAUAAAUACAGCAGCACUCCAAUAAUUUGUAUGGUGUAAUCUGUAUACGCUACACAUGAUUGGAGUGCUGUUAGAUUUUUUUUUUUUCCCCUCUAUUAAACUUAAACACUAGUCCAUUUCAAUGCAUGGCAGAUAAACAGUAUUAAGAUAAAGUAUUUGGAACAAUGGCAAUGUUUCCGCAGGUAGUUGGAACAACAUUUUUUCUUUUACCAUGAUUGCAAAAUACUAUUAUAAAGAUGUUCCCCCUCCAUAACUGUUUUCCAAAGCAAUGUGUUGUCUUUAUCUUUGGAUUAAACUCGUUUUUACAAUCUAGUUUUGGUCAGUGUGCGAUAAAGUUACAGGCAGUGAAAUUUAUAAAAUUGUAAGCAGAAUUAACCACAAUGCAUGGCAAUAACAAGACUAUUUCUAAUGCUA